This is a messenger RNA of Pundamilia nyererei, 1086 nucleotides long. RefSeq lists its product as uncharacterized. Gene Ontology annotation, cellular component: membrane. The transcript has 5 exons. Bases 9 to 959 code for a protein of 316 amino acids. Lineage: Eukaryota; Metazoa; Chordata; Actinopteri; Cichliformes; Cichlidae. The record is from RefSeq and is a predicted model, not a curated record.
UCCAGCUGAUGGAGAACACUUCAGAAAUUAAUAGAUACCAAUUAUUAAAGAGUUCAUUAAAAAUAUUAGAUGUGAGAAAAAAUACGGUUAUUUCUAAUACCAUAAGAGAGAGAGCUUAUUUUCCAAGUAAUGGAACAUUUAGGAUCAAUAAACUAAACAGGACAGACAGUGGUAAUUAUAGCCUUCAAACCUUUGAUUCGGAUGGAAAAUCAUCAGACGAGCGGAUUUUACAGUUGUUUAUUGAAGCUCCUGUGUCCUCUGUCCUGCUGGACCCUGAAUGUCUGUCCCAGGGAGAGAUGAGGGUGUCCUGUUCCUCUGAGGGAGGGGACAGUCCUCAGUACAGCUGGACUCUGGAUGGACGCACACUGACAGAUGCUGAGCUCUUUUCUGGAAAUAAUGAGAGUAACAUCAUCACUCUGAAACAGCACGUCUCAGGACAUCUGGUCUGCUCAGUCAGGAACAACGUCAGUAAUGUCUCCAAAGAGGAGAGGAUACCUACCUGUGGCUUCAUUUUCAUUAACUGCACUUCAGUCAAUGGAACACAGAUAUCAGGGUGGGUGUAUGAAGCCAAUAACACCCUGUGUAUUAAACCAACAACAGUCCCCAAACAAACUGCUACGUCUAAGGAGACCGCCGUAGUGUCAAAUAAAAACCCCACUAAGAUCAAACCCUUCAAUCAAACUGUCAGCAGUGAUAACCCAUGGUACAUUACCUAUUUACCACUGAUCGGUGGUGUUCUCUCAGCACUGCUCAUUUUGUUAGUUGUGGGUGUAGCAGGUGCCUGUGAACACAUCAUAAAGCAAAAAGCCAAACCUACAGAACAAAGAGCUGAAGAAGAUGACCAGGAAGUAACCUAUGCUCAUGUCAUUAUCACGAAAUGUCAGAGGAAGGAUGCUGAGCAAAGAGCAGAGGCGGAGGUGGAGUAUGGCCAAAUCAAGUUUUCAAGCAACAGAAGAUGAUUUAAGUGGUUGGAGCUUUUACACCGACUGCACCACUGACAGCAGACCGAAGGAGGAGGUGACAUCAAGAUGCCAAAAGGUUGUUGCUUAAUGCAAGUCUGUGGCUGAAACACAGCUAAUGUUCCAG